AUAGCGCUCAGGGGGCCCUUUCUUGGGGAUGUCCAGUGUGGAAACACCCUGUCCUACACCAGUGGUUCCUGAUUCCGGCUCUGAAUCAGAUUCACUAGGGCAACUUUUUUUUUUUUUUUGAUAUGGAGUCUUGCUGUCGCCCAGGCUAGAAUGCAGUGGCGCGAUCUCGACUCACUACAACCUCCGUCUCCCGGAUUCAAGAGAUUCUCCUGCCUCAGCCUCCGAGUAGCUGGGAUUACAGGCAGGCACCACCAUGCCUGGCUAAUUUUUUUGUAUUUUUUAGUAGAGACAGGAUUUUGCCAUAUUGGCCAGGCUGGUCUCGAACUCCUGACCUUAUGAUCCGCCCGCCUUGGGCUCCCAGUUUGCUUUGGUUACUGGCGUGAGCCACUGCACCCGGCCUAGGGCAGCUUUUUAUAAGCACAGAUGCCCAGGCCUUAUUAUUGAAGAUUCCAAUUCAGUAGAUCUGGGUUGAGGACCAAGCAUCUGCAUGUUUUAAGAAGCCACAGGUUAUUUUUGAGGUGUAGCAAGGAUUGAAAGAACAGAAAACUUGGAUUUGGAAAACUAGUUGUGACUUUAGGAAAACUAGUUGUGACUUUAGGCAGUGAGUCAGUUUUUCCUAAUGCACACAUUGGGGAAUUCUUUAGGAAUGCUGUGAGAAGCAAAUAAUACAUGGAGAGAGUGCUUUAUACAGCGAUACACUGCACAGACACACUUGCCUUCAACAUCAGCUGCCAGCCUAGAUUUUCAAAAUGGCUGCAGCUCCUCAAGCACCGGGGCGGGGAUCUCUCCGUAAGACGAGACCUCUGGUUGUGAAGACGUCCUUGAACAACCCAUACAUCAUCCGCUGGAGCGCUCUGGAGAGCGAGGAUAUGCACUUCAUCCUACACACGCUUGAGGACAGGCUUAAAGCUAUUGGACUUCAGAAGAUUGAAGAUAAGAAGAAAAAGAACAAAACACCUUUUCUGAAAAAAGAAAGCAGAGAGAAAUGCAGCAUUGCUGUUGAUAUUAGUGAGAAUCUGAAGGAGAAGAAAACAGAUGGUAAGCAGCAAGUGUCAGGGUGGACGCCUGCACACGUCAGGAAGCAGCUUGCCAUUGGCGUUAACGAAGUUACCAGAGCCCUGGAAAGGAGUGAACUGCUGUUAGUUCUGGUGUGUAAAUCAGUCAAGCCUGCCAUGAUCACCUCACACUUGAUUCAGUUAAGCCUAAGCAGAAGUGUCCCUGCCUGUCAGGUCCCCCGGCUCAGUGAGAGAAUCGCCCCCGUCAUUGGCUUAAAAUGUGUUCUAGCCUUGGGGUUCAAAAAGAACACCACUGACUUUGUGGACGAAGUAAGAGCCAUCAUCCCCAGAGUCCCCAGUUUAAGUGUACCAUGGCUUCAAGAUAGAAUUGAAGAUUCUGGGGAAAAUUUAGAGACUGAACCUCUGGAAAGCCAAGACAGAGAGCUUUUGGACACUUCAUUUGAAGAUCUGUCAAAACCUAAGAGAAAGCUUGCUGACGGUCGGCAGGCUUCUGUAACAUUACAACCCCUUAAAAUAAAGAAACUGAUUCCAAACCCUAAUAAGAUAAGGAAACCACCCAAAAGUAAAAAAGCUACUCCAAAGUAAUCUUGCAUAAACUUGUCAUGUCAUACAGUUUGUGAAAGGACACCUUGUAAAGAAGCCUUGAAACUAAUAAAAUGAGUUAUACUUACAUAGA
Messenger RNA from Gorilla gorilla gorilla (western lowland gorilla), 1692 nucleotides. RefSeq names its product ribonuclease P/MRP subunit p38 (gene RPP38). Gene Ontology annotation, cellular component: ribonuclease MRP complex; fibrillar center; nucleolar ribonuclease P complex. Bases 750 to 1601 code for a protein of 283 amino acids. The transcript has 2 exons. NCBI's taxonomy places the organism in Eukaryota, Metazoa, Chordata, Mammalia, Primates, Hominidae. The record is from RefSeq and is a predicted model, not a curated record. Gene Ontology annotation, biological process: tRNA 5'-leader removal. Gene Ontology annotation, molecular function: ribonuclease P activity; ribonuclease P RNA binding.